Alosa sapidissima (American shad) is the source of this 3138-nucleotide messenger RNA. RefSeq names its product potassium voltage-gated channel subfamily G member 4 (gene kcng4b). NCBI's taxonomy places the organism in Eukaryota, Metazoa, Chordata, Actinopteri, Clupeiformes, Clupeidae. The record is from RefSeq and is a predicted model, not a curated record. Gene Ontology annotation, molecular function: delayed rectifier potassium channel activity. Gene Ontology annotation, biological process: potassium ion transmembrane transport; protein homooligomerization. The transcript is spliced from 3 exons. The coding region runs from base 605 to 2260 and encodes 551 amino acids. Gene Ontology annotation, cellular component: membrane; voltage-gated potassium channel complex.
AAACCUUACCGCUGCUGAAAUUCGGCCAUUUUCUAUAGGCGACAUCCCACUUAAUUUGAAAACAUCUAUCAGAAAGGAUCAGACAGUAACAGAUGUCAUCCGAGAUUCUGAAUGAUCAGGGAUAUUGCUUUACCAUGCCAUCAGAGAAGGCUGCCUUGUGUAAAACCAUUAUUGUUGAAAGCAAAAAUUUAAUAUUGUACCUUGAAUUGAAGACCAUUGCGUUUUAUAAUUAUCUAAGUGACAUAAUUACUGCAAUUGCAUGAUAUGCAUAACAACUGAGGAAGCAAGGGAUGGAGGCUUAGCUCUGGGGGAUUGUAGCCCAAUUGUUUUUGUCUGUACCUAAUAGGAUAUGCUUUUGUUGUUGUUGUUUUGCUGCAAUGAUUUGGAAAUGUUAGAUGUUAGUUGUUGGAGAAACCAUUGUCUUGGGGCAUGUUUUAAAACGGUCCUUGGCCCAGAAUCCCUUAGUUUGGAUGCUGCUGCUGAAAUAACCUGCCAAGAGAAUUUCAAGUGUUGUCUGCAAGGGCACGAUCCUGUCUUGGUUUCCUAGUCCAGAGCACAGAUCUAGAUCUCAUCUGACUGAGGAGACAAUCCCUCCACCAGCACCAUGCCCAUUAUCAGCAAUGCCAACAGGGACUUCAGCAACCUCUCUGUCAGCACAGACGACAGCAGCCUCGACCGCUUCUUCACCGAGAUUCCAGAGACCGAGAGCGUCAAAGGGGUCUACUACAAGCGGGCCCAGUUCCUCCGGGAGCCUGAGGCCCUUGGCAAAGUGGACCACGAGCAGCUGGCCCUGAUCAACGUGGGGGGUGACCGCUACGCUUUCCCCUGGAGCACGCUGGACGAGUUCCCGCUGACGCGGCUGGGCCAGCUGCGCUUCUGCCGCAGCCGCAGCGACAUCUGCCGCCUGUGCGACGACUAUGACGAGGCGCAGCGCGAGUACUUCUUCGACCGCAGCUCGGCGGCGUUCCGCAUCAUCCUCAACUUCCUGGCGGCGGGGCGCCUGCGACUGCUCCGCGAGGCGUGCGUCACGUCGCUCUGGGACGAGCUCAACUACUGGGGAGUGGACCCGUGCAACAUGGAACGCUGCUGCCGCCGCCGCAUGAUGACCCACGUGGAGGAGACGGCCGAGCGCAGCCGCCGCGACGAGGAACUGCGGCAGCGCCGACUGGCCCUGUUGCAGCGUCCCCUAGAGGAAAAGGGCUGCCGCAGGGUGAUGUCCAUGCUGCGGGACAUGGUGGAGAACCCAGAGUCGGGCUGGCUGGGCAAGGCCUUCGCUGUCUUCUCCGUGGUGAUGAUCACUGUGACCGUCAUCAGCCUGUGCAUCAGCACCAUGCCUGACCUCAGAGAGGAGGAGAGGAGGGGUGAGUGCUCUCAGAAAUGUCAGCACAUGUUUAUAAUAGAGACCAUCUGUGUGGUCUGGUUCUCGCUCGAGUUUGUGCUCCGCUUCGUCCAAGCACGCAGCAAGCUGGCCUUUGCCCGCGGGCCGCUUAACAUCAUCGACGUUGUGGCCAUCCUCCCGUACUACAUCUCUCUGAUUGUGGACGAGAGAGACAAGGCGGAGGACGAGGUGGUCAGCGGCGGGGGCGGCCGUGGCUACCUGGACAAGCUGAGCCUCAUCCUGCGCGUGCUGCGCGCGCUGCGCAUCCUCUACGUGAUGCGGCUGGCGCGCCACUCGCUGGGCCUGCAGACGCUGGGCCUGACCAUGCAGCGGAGCACGCGGGAGUUCGGCCUGCUGCUGUGCUUCCUGUGCGUGGCCGUGACACUUUUCUCGCCGCUCGUGCACCUGGCUGAGAGCGAGCUGGGCUCGGCGCCCACCACCUCCACGGCGGGCAUGGGCGCCCAGAGCUUCACCAGCAUCCCCGCCACCUACUGGUGGGCCAUCAUCUCCAUGACGACGGUGGGCUACGGCGACAUGGUGCCCAACAGCAUCCCUGGCCAGCUAGUGGCGUUCAGCAGCAUUGUCAGCGGCAUCCUCAUCAUGGCCUUCCCCGCCACCUCCAUCUUCCACCGUUUCUCCCGUUCCUACCAGGAGCUCAAGCAGGAGCACGAGCUCAUGUACAAGGCCGAGCUGAAGGAGGAGCGCAUCGCCAACCUGGCGGCCCUAGCCUCCGAAGACGCGCUGAGAGCGGGCGGGAGGCCUCUUCUGUUCCCGGAGCGGGUGUGUGAAGACAAUGCUGUGAAGAACUGGGACAGUGGGAAGGCCUCACAUGAGUAUCAGCCACUUACACCAAGCUCCGGAAAUUGUUAUUCUUACUUUUAAUAUAUUCUGCCGUGUCUGUCACAUUUUAGCAUGUGAUUUUAUACAUGUAUGGCUUUGAUGGAGAUGUAGUUUGAUGGACAUUUGUUGAUCAACAAAUGAGUAUUCCAAGCUGACCUUUAUCUGGAUAUUGAUCUGACCCGUUUCACCCUUAAGGUCUUGUGUUUGAGUGCAGAAAUACUGUAUUAACAUCGACAGCAUGUAUACUCGUACUUUAGUAUUGUUUGGUAUUUGCAGUACGGAGUGGUGACUGAUUGGUGGAAAGUAGUUUAAAAUUGGUCUGUUUUUUGUUUUUAUUGCUAUUUCAGAAUAAUACACUUUGCAUGUUUUAUUGCUUGUGUGUUUAAGAAUAUAUUUUCUGAAUACAAUGUAAUAUAAUAUUCUGAAUAUAAUGAUGUCAUAUUAUAUAAAAUUCAAUUAACUGUGGAGGUGCGAUGAGCACAAUCAAAACAGGUAAAAAGCUUGAGGGUAUUUUUUAGCUUGUGGACAUUUCUUCCCUAGUUAAGUAAGCACAGUGUUUUCAGAGAUUGCAUCAUCACUGAUUUAAACUGUUACAUAAAGACAACUGUGCUAUUUUGAACAUUUUAGCGCUGAAUGAAAAAUUGUGGUUAUGAAAAAACAAUUUAACCUUCAGACAAUUUUAGAGUAGUGUGGAAAAGCUGAAAUGUAUUAUAUUGAUACAGGUCUCUCUCCACUUCGCAUGUCAGACUGUGUCAUAGCAACAUGGAAAGAUGCAGAGCCUUUAAGGUGCUUUUCCUCUCAAGGGCCUGCUCUAUGGUAACUGAACGUGAAGCAGAGAAGGUCUCAGGUGUAUCUGCACAGGAGCUUGUUUUUGAAUUUUUGUUUUCUAAAUAAAUGUUUAGUGGGACACUUCUGUGAAA